Molecule: messenger RNA, 4320 nt
Organism: Trematosphaeria pertusa
Lineage: Eukaryota; Fungi; Ascomycota; Dothideomycetes; Pleosporales; Trematosphaeriaceae
Product: acetyl-CoA synthetase-like protein
Exons: 2
Coding region: 1-4320 (1439 amino acids)
Source: RefSeq, a predicted model, not a curated record
AUGUCUGCAUUCAGAUACCUCAUGAAUGAUUGUGCUGGAGACAUUGGAAACCGGAACGGAGCCGAAUAUGCCAACGACAAGAAGCACACCAUCGCAGUGAACUGUGCCGACGAGAGAGAUCAUAUCAAUACAGAGGAUCACAGCAACGGGGACAACUGCUGCAUUGAUGGAGAGAGCCCCAUCUAUGCAGAACAUUGUCCCAGUGGAGAGAACCAUAUCAAUGGGGGCAACCGUGUCAGCGGUGAGAAGAUUCCCAACAGGGAUAGUAAUCUUGACGGCGAGGAGAUUCCCGGCAGGAACAACCAUACUCACCGCAAGGAGCUUCCCAACGGCGAGGCGCUUUUCAACGGGCAGAAGCACAUUGACGGUGACGGCAACCAGACCAACAGCAAGGCGUUCCCCAACAGCAAGAACCACACCGACGGAAAGAGUCAUACCAGUACUCUUCCCCCAAGCCCCUCCCCAACUGUCAAAGCAGCCGCUAGCCCCAAGCAAGGCGACAACAACCUCUUCUGGGCUCGCGAGCUCUCCAACCUACCGCGCCCGCCCCCACGUAGCAUCAUCGCGAAGACGACGGCCCCCAGAGGCCGCCCGUCCAACGCCCGCCACGUCAUUUCCACAGUGCUGGACCGCGAGCUGACCCGCGGCGUGCACAGCACGAGCGCACACCUCGGUGUUACGCCGGCGGCCCUCGCGUUCACCGGGUUGGGUAUCAUGCUCGAGCGGACUCUGGAGGCAGAUGACGACUUCUUCGUUGCCCUGGUGGUACAACCCGAUCCUUCUCGCACGGGUACGCCGUUUCUGCCCGUAAGACUCCGGCCGAGUGCGCAGGAGAGGGUGGUCGACGUCGUGCGCAGGGUACAUGCCAAGCUGGAGUUGGUCAUGCAACACGCAGACGGUGUCGUGCUUCCGCUGCUGGACCAGAGCACCGGGCCUGGACAUAGUUGGCGGGAGUGUAUGCCUGCUGCCUUCAGCUACGAGGUCCUUCCCGGAAGGAUGAUGCCGGGACGUCCUCGGCGCUCGAUCGCCGGUGCGACGUCGUUGCUGGCUGCUGAUGACGAGGUGGCGGCCGCAGUCGAUUUGCGGCUGCACAUCGCUGAAUCUCAGGACAACGGGUGUGCAUACCUCACGCUGACAGUCCCGGAGGCUCUGUACACGCAUUAUGAUGCGGAGUCCCUUGCAGGCAGAUACUCCCAGGUCGUCCGUGCGAUACAAGGAGACGUUUCGCUAAAGGUGCAAGACUGCCCCUUGUUCGACUUUGCGGAAGGCCGACGUGCGAUACACUGGGGAAGAGGUCCGAGAGUCAAGUUUGAUGAGUGGCCUGCUACCCUCUUGCACAAGAUCGAUGAAGUGGCAGGUAGCAUGUCGGGAAACAUUGCAGUGAAGGACAGCCAAGGGAACCAGCUCACUUACGCCGAACUGCUCCAGCAUAUUGGAACCAUCGCCGCUGCCUUGCUGCAGUGCAAUCUGAGCAAUGGGGACCGCGUAGCAGUGUAUUGCGAGCCGAGCAUCGAUUCGCUGUGCUCGCUGCUCGCCAUCACGCGAAUCGGAUGCAUCUACGUCCCGCUCGAUCUGCGUAAUCCAGUGGAACGACUAGCGUCUAUCGUCGAAGACUGCGAUCCUUCAGUUAUUCUUUUCCAUGGCUUGACUGUACAGAGUGUGGCUGGUGUAACGCAGCCUGGCAUUCAGCUCCUCAACAUAGCGACGCUCCCUCAGGGAAACCUCGAUAGCGCUCCUCCACCCACCACGAGCACAUCCCGCGACCCUGCCUUCGUGCUCUAUACCAGCGGCUCCACCGGCCGCCCAAAGGGCGUGCUCCUAAGCCAUGGCAACUUCCUUGGCCAGAUCGCAGCGGUGCACAGAGAGUUUGGCCUUGAACGGGAGCGCGUGCUGCAGCAAAGCUCGCUUGGUUUCGAUACCUCAUUGCACCAGAUAUUCGUGGCCUUGACGACCGGCGGCACAGUCAUUAUUGCCAGACGGGAUAUCCGCGGUGAUCCAGUGAAGCUUUCCGAGCUGAUGGUAGCAGAGCGCGUCACUUUCACCGUUGGCGUGCCAUCAGAAUAUUCGGUUCUCCUGCGGUACGGCAAUGCGCAGCUCAGGGAAUGCCGCGAUUGGAGAUACGCUGUGAGCGGCGGCGAGCGUAUGACUGUCGCGCUGAAGCAGGAGUUCCGUGCGCUGGGUGAUUUUGGCCCGAUCUUGCUGAGCUGCUAUGGCCCGACCGAGGUCGCGCUGGCAUCGUCCUUUGGCGUCCUUUCAUAUUCUAACCCGGAACUAGGCGCAGACGAUGAGAACAGCCCUGUGGGCUUCACUCUGCCGAACUACAGCGUGUACGUGCUUGAUGAGGAGAUGAGGCCUGUCACUACGGGUUUUCCGGGCGAAGUGUACAUUGGAGGAAUUGGAGUCGCCUGCGGAUAUCUGCAUAACGAGAAACUUUCCAAGGAAAGAUUCGUUCCGGAUCCCUUUGCCGAUGAACAAGAUGCUGAGCGGGGCUGGACCCUAAUGUAUAGGACGGGUGAUAAAGGUCGACUACUCCCGGACGGGGCUUUAUCAUUCUUGGGCCGCAUCGAUGGCGACUCCCAAAUCAAGCUUCGAGGUAUUCGAAUCGAGCUGGAGGAAGUCGCCAAUGUCAUCGUUGCGGCUUCGGAGGGCAUUCUUCAUCAAGCUGCCGUGGUGGUUAAGGGAUCAUCCGAACACCAGUACUUGGUGUCGUUCGUGACAUUCUCUCCGGACCGCCUGCCCGACGAUACCCCAACUUAUCUCCAGGGGCUCCUCAAUUCGCUCCCUCUGCCGAUAUACAUGCGGCCAGUGGCGUUGCUUCAGCUAGACAAGAUGCCCAUGAACGUCAACGGGAAGCUUGACAGGCGCGCACUGAGCUCGCAACCCAUCGCGGAGUUUCAGCAGGACAAGGCGGUCGACGACGAAAAUGCUGGGCCAACUGAGAGGCGCUUGGAAAGGAUAUGGCAAGAGGUGAUUGGGUCCGGAUCCCAUUCGCAAGACGCUUUCCGAAUCGCCUUGGACUCGGAUUUCUUCCAGGUUGGCGGGAACUCGCUCACGCUGGUCGAGCUGCAAAAGCGGAUAUCCGAUGCUUUUGGGAAGACCAUCAGAUACCCUGAUCUGUUCUUCGUAAGCGUUCUGCGGGACAUGGCAGCCAGAAUCGAUGGCAAAGAUAGCGCUACUCCGUCUCCUGCAAUCGACUGGACACACGAGAUCGAAGCGUGCCUUAGUCGAGUCAAGAGGAAGCAGGUACUUCUCACCGGCGCGACGGGGUUUCUGGGAAGCCAUCUGCUCCGCCGACUCAUCGAAAGCCCGCACGUAUCAAAAAUCCACGCUGUCGCGGUGCGACACCACCACCUUGUUAAUCAACAGAACGGAUCAACACCUCAGCUCGCAGGCGUCUUGUCGCCAAAGCUCCAGAUAUGGUCUGGCGACCUCAAACUCCCUGCUCUAGGCAUGUCUGCCGACACGAUGGCCCAUCUAGCCAACACGGUGGACGUUGUCAUCCACAACGGCGCCGACGUGUCGUUUCUGAAAUCCUAUCAGUCCCUCCAAGGCCCAAACGUCGGCGCGACAAUUGAGCUCUGCCACCUUGCGCUCAAACGCCACAUCCCCUUCCACUUCGUCUCCUCAGCCGGCGUCUUGCGCCUCGCGCACGAUCUGGAAGCCGUCGGGGAGAUCUCCAUGGCGGCAUAUCCGCCCCCACGCGACGGCUCUGAAGGAUACCUAGCGUCGAAAUGGGCCAGCGAGCAGAUUCUCGAGCGAGCGGCCAAGCAGAUGGGCUUGUGCGUCCAUAUUCAUCGGCCCACUAGCGUUGUGGGCGAAGGCGUCCCCGAAACAGAUGUCAUGGCUAAUCUGCUACGUUUCUCCCGCACCAUGAAAGCCGUGCCGGUAUUCCCCGGCGCGCAUGGCGUCUUCGACAUGGUGCGAGUGGAGGAUGUAGUCGACGGCAUCCUGCAGGAGGCACUAGGUACUACUGUGCAGCCGAAAUGUAACGGCGCCGACCGAAGCGAGUGCGAGGGUUUAUUAGGGGAUGUGGGUCCAGUCUGUUGGACCCAUCACGCCGGUGCAAACCACAUACCGGUGGAUGGUCUGGCCGAUUAUCUGCAGAACCAACAACAAGAUGCGUUCCGGGAAGUAAGUUUGAAGGAUUGGGUGGCAGAAGCCGUGGCGCUCGGCCUGAAUGAGAAGGUGGCUUCGGUUCUGAACACGCCUGAAGCAGCGCGUGGACAUGGGGUGACGAUUCCCCGCCUGCUGCGGAGUAAGCGUCAGGGCCCUUCGGAGAAAGGGGACGAAACCGGACCAGAUUGCAAGAACUCACCUUGA